GGCUGGAGGAGCUGGACCCGCUCCGCGGUGACUCCGGCACCGGUGCCCCGCCGCGCUACUCGCUGAAGCCUGGAUCUCCUCAGCGCCAGCUGCCUCGCCUUUUGCAUCCCCGCGGAGACCAGCCCUGGCUACCGCCGGGGCAAUCCAGCCGGGGCCGGGGGAGGUUAAGCCGGGCAGGGCUGGAGCAUGCUCCCUGCCGCCCUCCAUAGCCGCCCCCGGAAGGCGCGCGGCGCUGGACCCUCCCCGGCUGCAGGGGGCGCUCUUGGGAAGCAGGCGCCCCGCGGGUCCCUCUCUUCUCCCGCCGGGCCGCACGCGCCGAGCCGAGCUGGUCUGUUGCUAGGCUCCCGAGCGCGUGCCCCCGCCCCCGGGCCUGGGCAGAGCCGUCGCCCCGCGGGAAGGGCAGUGGCUGUGGGGCUCCCUCCCUGCCCUCCAGGCCGGCGCACGCAGGCCUUGCCCAGCUGUCUCCCCGGGGCCAGGCCACAUAUAUUAAAAGGAAAUGGCUAGAAAACAUGAGCACUUUGGACUAAGUUAUCUAGAAGAACUAAAUAUGAUUAAGGAGCGUGAGAUUAUAUGCAAGGAAUCUCGGAAGGAUUUUCUUAGAUUCAAACAAGCAGUAGCUACUGCUUAUACAAAUGUGAGCACUCAGCCCUUACUGGAAGAUUUAACACCAGAUCAGUCACAUCAGUUAGAGCAGUAUCAUCUUCAGAGGUCAGAGAGUCCACAUAAGCCCACCAUUAAUAUAAAUAAAAAUGUCCCUAAUGAAUUCAUUGGCAGUUCUGAAAUUCACAGAAAAGUAAGAAUCUCUCCUGAAGUAAGAGACAUGAAAAAACAAACUUGUGAUCUCAGCACAAUGAUUCAAAGAAAUAAAUCUUCUGUAAAAGAGGACAGUGCUGACAAAAAUCAGAAAAGUUACUCUGAAAAAAUAAAUGUGGAAAAUAGUAGUUGUAAUCAUGAAAGUACAAGUGUAAAAAUGCCAGUAAUAGCAUCUUUAGCAGGUACCACUAAAAAAAUCACUAUGUUAAAACAACCAGCACCACCUCGGAAGCCUAAAUAUCGCAAACUCAUUCUUCAUCCAAGACUAGUAACUUAUAACCCCCCCAUUCUGUUACAGAAAGUCAAAGAUACUAGAAAAGUGCAGGCUAGAGCCCAUUCUCUGAAGAUGAACAUUCAGGUUGUAAAAACAAAUAGAACCGAAGAAGCUAGCAAUGACAGUAAAGAAAGUGAUGAAUCUAGUUCUACAGAUUCUGAUUCAAGUGAAAAGGCUUCUAAAAAGGAAAUAGUUAUUUGGAAAAAAGAAAAGAAAGUAUGCAGAGAACUUUCAAAAGCAAGUCAACAAGAUUCAGUUGUUGAGCCGGGAAGAGCACUGAGUAAAAGAAGCAGUGUCUCCUGCAGCCAUCCAAGUGUGAGGUCUGCUUCAGAGCAGUUGGAAGAGGCUAGAGACAUAACUAGACCAGACACUUCAAAAAUAUACGAGGAGAACUUCCAGCAGAGCAAACCAGAAGAGCUUACUUCCACACCAAAGUUGCCUGUGAGAGUGGUUGCAAGGUCUAUUGAUGAAAUAAUUGCUUCUCUGCAGUCUACUUUUCAGUCUCCCUCAGACCAGAUGAUCAAAGAACUCCUGGAGAGUGUUCUUGGCCGGAACUACAGCAUAAAAAUGGAACAGACAUCAGGCUGAAUCUCGGGAAAAGAAGACUGAAUGUCAAGCUAAUGAGGAAAUAGUGGCAAGUUUUCAGGCACCGAGCCUGAUCAAAGAAUCACUUAGUGAAACAACUCCUUUUGAGGCACCAGGAACUUCAUCUCCACUUUCAGAGGAUAUGCCUACUUUUGUAGAAACUGAGGAAUAUAAAUUAAAGUUCUCUUCUUCAGACAUUCCAUCCUUACAUGAACCAGCUUUUCCAGUGCCUAAAAUUUCAGAGGAUGUAGAGAGAAAACAAGAAUCACAGACAACUGUAACAUCGUCUUUAGAGGCUGUAUCCUCAGACAUGCUACAGGUGAAAGGAGAAGCAAUCAUAAAGGCUAAACCAUUUGAAGUUCAGCAAAAGGUAUUAGAAGAAGAUCUCCAGCUACAGCAAUCACUGUCUUCACUGUCCACAUGGAAUCCAGAGAUCAAAGGUCAACAUUAUCCAGUUAUUCAUCACCUGUGUACUGCUUCUCCUAGUUUUGCACUGCCUUCUGAUCUACAGCUGGCUUCAAGAGUGUGUCAUACUUUCAACAGAAAAGGGCAUUAUCUUUUAUUUACAGCAAAGGAUCUGGACCACCAGGAGGAAGCAUCACUCUGCUCAGAAAAUAUUACUUUUGAAGAGCAAAUUGAAAGAAAUAGAAUUUGUUAUGAUGGAGUUCCUGUUUCAGAACUACAUCAGGAUAAUCAGAAAGAUGGAAUUAAUGUUUUGCCUCCACAUACAUCAAGAAGUCUAACAGAAUGGCAAAAAAUAGCUGCCUAUUAUGUUGAAAAGCCACGACUGGAACUGUUAGGAGAGAAAGUUUCUGUUUAUCCAGGAACUCUAAAAAUGUUUUGGGCUGCAGCUCCACCAAAAUUUUCUGCUCCACUAUCUUUCAUGAAGGAAACCUUAUUUCCUACGUAUGAGAGCAAUGUUAUUGAGGGUGUUGUAACUGAAGACUUUUCUGCUGACCUUCAAGAUGAAGAAGACUCAGAGUCUGAGGAUGCUCUUGACAUCUACAAUUAUAUGGUGGCAAAAAGCACACUAAGAAGAUGCCAUUCCUGCCUAGAUUUUUAUGCCGCUGAAAAAUUAAAGAUAAGUUUUAUUAAAAGAUCAGCCUCUGCACCAGAUGCGUCUGCUUUCAAAGGCAAAACAGUGUUAAAGAUUUCUACUAAUUUCAAAACUAGCAUGAAAGAGUUGAAGGUUAUGAAGGGACAGCUAUCUGAGCGAGCGGUUGAGACAGAGAUUGAGAAAAGCUCCCCUUCUAAGCACCUAUUGACUAAAAGCUGUGAUGAGCCUUUACCAGCACAAGUAGACUUACCAAUGGAAAGAAUACCUAUUUUUAGAAGACAAGAGGAUACUGAUGAUGACAUCGUUCUUGUUGAGAAAGCUCGAAAAGCUGGGAUUAAGUACAUUAUUUUCCCAAAAAGAAAGAAAACAAAGAAAUCAAAGAAAAUGAUAGACCUUGGAAAAUUAGAAGUUAUGGCUGAGGAAUUAAAACAACCCUCGAAGAUUCUUAAAAGCUCUGUAUCCCUUGGAAGACUGCAUAUACAGGAUAAAUUCAGUAUCAGACUAUCUCCGACAGUCCAACGUUAUCGAAGUCCCAGUCUCCCUUGUUUGUUAGAUUUUGAGAAAUUCGAAAAAAGUAAAGGUGGAAUUCCAAAAGACCUUGGUGUUCGUGAGUGGGUCAGAGGAAUCUGGGAUAGCUGGUUCGAUGAGGCUUUCCCUCCUACUAGGGCUUCUACUGAGGAAAAAGAUGCUAAAGUACUAACAGACACUAAGAAGGUGGACUCUGCAGAACAAGGAAAACCUGAUCUAGAAAUAGAACUAAUGGACUCAGUGAAUCCUGUUUUGGUAGAAGAUAUUGCUGAAAUUGAAGAUUUGGAAACAGAAAUCAAUAGACUAACAGUGUUGAUUGAAAAGGAAGAAAAUUCUUCAGCGUUUCACUAUUGUAGACGUGGCGCAAUAAACAGGAAAUUAGGCAAGUUAAAGUCAGCCAUGGAUGAUUUAGAAAAAGCCAUAAGCUUAGAACCACUUCUACUUAAUGCUUAUUGGCACAGACAUUUGAUUUACCUCUUUCAAGAAAAAAAUCAAGCUGCCUUGGAUGACCUGAAUUUUAUAAUUAAAUGGAACAAAAAUAAUGCAGAUGCAUAUCUGUCAAAGGCUGAAAUUUACAGAAAUCAAGGCAAUAAUGCAUUGGCAAUCAUAAAUUGCACAUUAGCAGUGAAAUGCAACCCUACAGAUGAUGACAUUUAUUUUAGGAGAGCUGAGUUGUUGGAAGAGGAAGAGGACUUAUUGUUGGCAAUGGAUGAUUAUGCCAAAUGUUUUCAAUAUAAUCCAAAAAGAACAGAUGCAUUUAUGAAACAUGGAAUAUAUUUCUUUGAGAAAUCAGUUUGGACUAUAGCUCUUCAGGAUUUUACAGCUGUGAUUAAGGAAGACCCCAGCAAUGUUCAAGCAAGGAUAUAUCGAGGCAGAAUAUAUACUAAACGACAGCAGUAUAAAAAUGCAAUGGAAGACUUUUCUGCUGCAGUUCAUCUAGACCCUUUUAAUUGGUUAGCAUUCUAUUGCAGAGGUUGCAUACUGCGAAAGAUUGAUCCAAAGAGAGCGCUGCAGGACUUCAGUGUUUCUGUGCUCCUCAAUGACUCUUAUGAAAAUCUCAGUUCUUUCAUUCACCGUGGGAUCUUAUACACAGAGCAAUGUCAGUGGUCACUAGCAAUCUGUGACUUUGAAAGUGCUCUAGCUCUGGACAGUGGUAUUGCCUUGGCUUACAUAAAUAUUGGCUUGAUAUUACUGUUACAUCUGGAGCGUUACUAUGAAGCUAUUCGACAGUUCUCUAAAGCCAUUGAAGUUGACCCCACAAACGUUAGCGCUUAUAUAUGUAGAGCUCAAGCAUAUUAUCAGCUGCACAAUUUACAGCGUGCAUUAAGAGAUAUAAAUCGAGUCAUUCAUCUUUAUCCAACUGAAUCCUAUUUAUGCAUAAUAAGGGGACAAUAUUUAAUUGAGAUGAAGGAAUAUAAACUUGCAAGCUUCUGUAUUCUUCAAGUAUCAGAAAUGGGCAAAGUAUCCCUUAAAACCUCUCCUGUUCAGCAAGCACUUGUUCAGUCAUUUUGUCAAAAUCACAGUAAAGCUAUAGAGUGUUUACUUGAGGUUAUUGCAAGUCAGCCUGUGCCUUCCAUAUUUGUUCUGCUAGGAAAAAUACAAAUGAAAGCCAAGAAAACCAAGGAUGCUGUGGAAAGUUUUCAACAAGCAUUAAAGAUACUGACUUCUUCAGCAAAAAUCUUGCCUAAUACAUUUGAGGCUGCAGAAAUUUAUUAUUUCAUGGGCCUGUGCUAUAUGGAGCAAGUCAGUUUAUUACAGGCCUUUGAAGCUUUUAGCCUUGCUGUCAAGAUAUAUGCAAAUUAUUCUGAUGCUUUUUAUCAGCGAGGGCUGUGCAGAAUGCAGCUCAAACAAGCUAACUGCAUCCAAGAUUUCAAUCGAGCACUUGCCAUUAAUCCAAAACAUUUUCAGGCAUAUUUAAGUCGUGCUGCUUACUAUGGUAGCAAAGGAAGAUACUCCAAGGCAAUUCUGAAUUGUAAUGAGGCUAUCAAAAUUCAUCCUGACAGUGUGAGAGCCUAUCUCUACAGGGGAACUUUGAAAUAUCACAAUAAGACAUACAAAAAUGCCAUUGAAGACUUAACCAAAACUAUUGACUUGGACAAAAUCUGCAUUUUGGCAUAUUGCAACAGAGCAAUCUGUUAUCACCAAAUAAAGGACUUCAGAAAGGCUUUGAAAGACUAUGGAAUUCUUCUUCUUCUUGAAUUGACUAAGGAAAUUGUCUUGACAGUGUUAAUUAACCGUGCACUACUCUAUGUGGAACUGGAAGACUACUCUAAUGCAUUAGAGGACUUUAAAGAGGCUUCAUUGUGUAAUCCAAGUAAUAGUGAGAUCUAUCAAGCUAUUGGAAUCUGCUACCACAGACUUGAGCAGUUGGAAGAAGCUGUGAAUUCAUUUACCCAAGUGCUUAAACUAGAUCCCUUUUCUCUGGAUGCCUAUGUUGCAAGAGGAAAUUCAUACAUGGAAUAUGGUAAUGAAGCUGGCAAUACUCUAGCACAGAAAGACUUCCUGAAAGCACUGCAUCUUAACCCAAAGUAUAUGAAAGCCAGAAUUUGCUUAGGAUACAAUUUGCAGGCCUUUGGAAAAUUUCAGAAAGCUUGGAAUCAAUUUACAGUUGCCAUUGACAUUGAUCCAAAAUGCCAUAUUGCCUAUGACGGACGAGCUGUGGUCUGUCUUCAGAUGGGUGAUACUUUUGCUGCAUUUCAAGAUACAAAUGCAGCACUAAAGCUCACUAUCAAUGCUCAGCUUCUUACAAACCGGGGUGUCAUUAACCAGUUUAUGGGUCACGUAAACUGUGCUAUGAAAGAUUACCAGCAAGCAAUUUCCAUCAACCCUGGCUAUGCUUUAGCCUAUUUCAAUGCAGCAAAUAUCUACUUUCAUCACAGGCAAUUUUCACAGGCCAAUUCAUACUAUUCCAAGGCAUUACAGCUUGACCCACGGAAUGAAUCUGCAGUCCUGAAUCGAGCUAUUACAAAUACAUUAUUACAAAAUAUCGAAGAAGCAAAAGAAGAUUUUGAGAAGGCAGUUUGUCUCUGCCCUUUCUCUGCAGCAGUGUACUUUAACAGGGCAAAUCUCUAUAGAACAUUAAAGCAAUAUGAGCUAGCUGAGAAGGAUAUUUCAACAGCAUUAUCAAUUCAACCUAAUGAUGCUUUGAUGUAUAAACUUAGAGCUGAUGUUCGUGGUAAAAUGGGAUUCAGUGAAGAAGCCAUUGCCGAUUACAAGCGAGCAAUCAGCAUUCAAGAAAUGAUUGAUGCAAUGUGAAAAGAUUCCAGUUCCUGCAAAACAUAGUAACAAGUUGGGUCUGUUUACAGAGCUUUGCCUUAUUUAAAUAAGAGAUAUUUGUUUAAUUAUAUCUCAAAUACUAUUUAAAAGAAUGUAUUAUGUAGCACUAGGCUUGGCACAAAAGGUUUAGUUUUGUAUACAGUUAAUACUGUAAUAAUCAAUCUUCAUUUUUAGAUGAACUUCUGCACAUAUGUUAUCUUCCUGAAUAAUUUAAUUGCUUGAUUCAGUGCAAAAAUUGAACAGAGCUAUUUAAGAACAGAAUGCUAACAUUAAAGAAGUAAUUUCAC
Dermochelys coriacea (leatherback sea turtle) is the source of this 6820-nucleotide messenger RNA. RefSeq names its product tetratricopeptide repeat domain 6 (gene TTC6). Gene Ontology annotation, molecular function: protein binding. The transcript is spliced from 32 exons. The record is from RefSeq and is a predicted model, not a curated record. NCBI's taxonomy places the organism in Eukaryota, Metazoa, Chordata, Testudines, Dermochelyidae. Bases 1815 to 6512 code for a protein of 1565 amino acids.